AUGGCGCCCCGGGCGGGAGCCCCAGGCUGGCUCCGGCUCCUGGCCGCCCUGAUGCUCCUGGGCCCCACAGCCCUCUGCACUGCUGAACUGCCUGCGCCCCCGGCCUGCGGGAAGCCCCAGCAGCUGAACCGCAUCGUGGGGGGCGAGGACAGCAGGGACGCCGAGUGGCCGUGGGUCGUGAGCAUCCGCAAGAACGGAACGCACCACUGCGCAGGCUCCCUGCUCACCCGCCGCUGGGUGGUCACCGCCGCCCACUGCUUCAAAGGGACCCUGAACAAGCCGUCCCAGUUCUCUGUGCUGCUGGGGGCCUGGCAGCUGGGGAACCCCGGCCCGCGGGCGCAGGAGGUGGGCGUCGCCUGGGCCUACCCCCACCCCGUCUACUCCUGGAGGGAUGCCACGCGGGCCGACAUCGCCCUGGUGCGCCUGGAGCGCCCCGUCCACUACUCGGAGCGCGUCCUGCCCAUCUGCCUGCCCGACGGCGCCGUCCGCUUCGCCCCCGACACCGACUGCUGGAUCGCGGGCUGGGGCAGCGUCCGCGACGGAGUGCCCCUGGCCCCGCCCCGCACCCUGCAGAAGCUGCGGGUGCCCAUCAUCGACGCGGACGUGUGCGGGCGGCUGUACUGGCGCGGCGCGGGCCAGGGGGCCAUCACCGAGGACAUGCUGUGCGCCGGCUACCUGGAGGGCCAGCGGGACGCCUGCCUGGGCGACUCCGGGGGACCCCUGAUGUGCCAGGUGGAGGGCACCUGGCUGCUGGCGGGCAUCAUCAGCUGGGGCGAGGGCUGCGCCGAGCGGAACCGGCCCGGCGUCUACAUCAGCCUGGCGGCGCACCGCGCCUGGGUGCAGCGGGUGGUGGGGGGGCGCGCAGCUCGGCGGGCGCGGCGCGGGGGCCGGGGGGCGCCCCCGGGAGGCGCGGGGACCGCGCCGCUGACGCGCACCUGCGCCUCUGGCCUCCGGGGGGCGCCCGCGAACCGCGCAGGAUCGCCCCGUGGAGCCCGCCCCCCGGCCCGCCCCCGGCCCAACGCGGCCCAACACGGCCCCCUCCUGGCCCGCCCCACGGCCCCCCCCCCCCCGGCCCCGGCCGCAGAGGCCGCCCCGGAUUAG
Messenger RNA from Sorex araneus (European shrew), 1101 nucleotides. Its product is annotated as brain-specific serine protease 4. The record is from RefSeq and is a predicted model, not a curated record. The transcript is spliced from 7 exons. Gene Ontology annotation, biological process: proteolysis. Gene Ontology annotation, molecular function: serine-type endopeptidase activity. Lineage: Eukaryota; Metazoa; Chordata; Mammalia; Eulipotyphla; Soricidae. Bases 1 to 1101 code for a protein of 366 amino acids.